GCUGACGUGGCAUUGUGGGGAAGACUGACAUUGAUUGUUUGUGUUGUCAGUACUUACCUGAUGUCUGGCUGUGCGUGCACACGUACCUGUGAAUGCUAACGAUCUUGGCCUGCUCGAUUACCUGGAAGAGGAGUCAUCACACGAAUAGGAGAGAAAAAAAAAUUAAAACAGCUUAUAGAAAAGACAUCAAUCAAGAGAAUAAUUAAUUAUUUUUAUUUAUUUAUUUUCUUGUGAAUCCUCUGCUGUACCGACGAUCGAGUGGUUGUCCAACCAUUAGAUAAUAUUGUCUGUUUCAUUUUUAUUUGAGAAAGGAUUGGCCUGCUAGGUUUCCUGUUGAUGUUGAUCAUGGCACCGAUUGUUGAGCACAUGCGUCAGUCUAUUCUGACCCGGUGGGUGCCUCGUCUGUUUGGACCUGGGCAAGUGCCUUAUGCGGUGGGAGCAAGUAGCUCCUCGAUUGAGCCGCGUACACGUGCCCAGAUCGAGGCACGAAGAAGUGAACUGGGAGAGCUCCUCUCCCAACUGCUGGUGGAUAUGGAGUUUGUUGUCCCUGCUGCAAGAGAACACAUCCGGGGUAAAUUUGACCUUGAUGCGAUAUCUGAUCGUUUGGCCAAAGCUAUCAUGGGUGUGGAGAUGAUAGCAGCAGCGACUGAAAUCCAGAAGGUUAUUGGCCAGUGUUGUCAGAUACUGGACCAAUUUACCAUCCAGCAGUUGGAAGAAAUAGCUCAGCGAAAGGAUGGUGCGCCAGAAGUGAAAGUGGAAAGCAUUGAAGAGAACAUCCAACAGUUGAAAGAGACACUCGCAAAAGAAGAGAAAAAGCGAGAAGAACUGUUGCAAAAGAAAGAACAGGAAACUAGACUACAGCAGAGAAUGGGUAGAGUACAGCAGUACGUUUCCUUAGAUGAAAAAGAUGUUGCUCAGACGCUCGGACAAAUAUUGACGUAUUUGGCUUUUCUUGAAGAAAAAUUGGACCAACAGCAAUCCAGAAUGGAUGAACUUGCUGUUGGCCUUCAUGUCAUUACUAGCAUUGUCAAGGGAAAAGCCCCUGUGCUUGAAAAUGAUGAAGAGAAAGAAGAUAAAGAAAGAAAAGCGAACGUCAAGCCCGAGAAGUUGCUUCUUGGUGGAAUGAAAAACGGCGACACAACGAAGAAGGAAACGGUAAAAGAAACCGAGAAGAAACCUGAUGGGAAUGGCAAUGGAGAUGGGAAUGGGAACGGGAAUGGCAAUGGGAAUGGUGGUCCCUUCGGUCCCACUCCCUCUCCCAAGGACAAUGCCAAACUUGCAGAUCCGACUAAGCCAAAGAAAAAGGAAAAGGUGAAGAUGAAAUUGCCUUUUACUUUUUCUAAUAAGAAAGAAGAAAGCCUUCCACUCUGGAUCGCAGAGAUCCAGACAUAUGUUGGGACCACACCGGUAGAAGAAGAGUCGCAAGUUGCGUUCACCACUUCUUGUAUGGGGGGUGAGGUGAAGCAAUGGGUUCUGGCGGAAGCAAAUGCCGCGGGGUUUGACGAUAUAGGUGAGUGGGCGAAGACUAUGACCUUGAAGCAGUUCCUUGCAAAAGUCAAGGACCGUUUCUUGGACAAGACUACGGUCGAUAAGGCCUUCGAUCAACUCACCACGAUAGGACAAAAGUCCUGGUCUUCAGUUGAGUCAUUGUCUCAUGAGGUUGACCGACUGUUGCAGGUUCCGGGUCUUAACCUGCAGGACUCUCAGGUCCUCUACAUUUACUCGCGUGCAUUGCCCGAACCGAUCCGAGGGCACUUGGUCGCCGAGGCCAAGUCCGGUAAGUAUAGUUACCGUCAGUUCCGCGACCUGGUGUUGCAGCGGGAACAAAUGACUUUGCAAGUCAAAGGUUCCUAUGCUGCUGCCGUAAAGAAUGGAGGAGGAAGCAGUCGGGGAGGCUACGGCAAGCGGAUCUUAUGGCGUCAAAAGCGCCAAGACCUCACCCUCGUCGUAUUCGACGACGAUACAAUGGAAAAAUGGCCAUUGGAGAACGAGGGUGGUGGUGACAGCAGGAGUGACCACGGAAAGGGGGAGGUCACCGCUGCGAAGGUCAACAAGGGAGGACCGUCAUCGAACACUCGACCGAAGGGAAGACAACGCUCCUCCCAUACCAUCCUGGGAUUGCGGCCGGCAGACCGUGGCUGAAGAUGGGACUAACCCGGGAGGUGUGGCAAGAUAGAAUGGAUAAUGCGCAGUGCCUCAAGUGUGGCACUGCGGUGCAUGUCAUUGCCUUUUGUC
Molecule: messenger RNA, 2235 nt
Organism: Chara braunii
Lineage: Eukaryota; Viridiplantae; Streptophyta; Charophyceae; Charales; Characeae
Source: the annotation of a GenBank genome assembly